GUAUAUGGUUGAACGGCGCGAAUUAGUGAAGGUCGCUAUGCUACAUUGCCGUUCCCAGUGUACCUUUUUGUUUCCCUUGCGUUUGCGUAGGCCUUGGGCAGUCAGUCGCGGUGACGUGCUAUCUGCUCUUGUGUUCAUAUGGUAUUCGCUUCAGUCUGUGCGGACAUCUUGCGUAUUGUCAGCGAGUGCGAGGAGGCAGGUGGGAAAGGAGAGAAUGUGCUGUUCUCCCUGUGUCGUUUCUUUUCUACUCUUCCACCUCCUGAGCCUGUGCACUCCUCUCUCACGUCCUCUCCAUUCUUUAAACUUCCAGCAUCAGAAGACUUGCAACACUGCCCUAGCAACCUGUGCCUUCGCUUACUUUCUGGACAGCUGCUGUCCUCUUCAUAUACCCCAUGCGAGGUUAGCCACCUCACGUUCCCGAUCGCCUGUCUGUCUCUCCCUGGCUUGCCCUGCCUCAUUCUUUUGUCUCUUGAUCUUCGCGCUGAAUCUCGCAAAUGUGCGCCGUCAAAUCGCCCGUCGGUCUGACCCGACUUGCCUUUCCUGACUCACCGAGCCUGUCAUGCUCGUCGUGAUCGCGAAUGCGCGACAUGUACCAUUGGAAAUGACAGGAUGGAAGGCCCAUGCUCGAUGUGCAGGGUGCAGAACUUAGCUGUGAGGGUUGUGUUAAAAUCACCCUUGACUCCAGAGUUGUCCCACCCCCAGCUCUCUCCCUCCCUUCAUUCAGUGCUCAUCCUCCCAAGCAUGCCUACCCCCGACCUUCUUCGCGUUGAAGAGCACCCUCUCUUCGGCGUGAUAGAACUGCAGCACUACAUCUGCGAGCAUCUAGACUCAGCGUCUCGUACCCGCCUUGCAGGUGUUGCUGGGGGUUUCGAGGAUGUGUCGCUCACACAACUCUAUCGGGAGCUCCGUGAACCCUGGGUCUUGCUCAGGUUCAUAUGCGUUGAGCCCGUCUUACGUGAGGUCGGUGAAUGGGACGAGGAACGAGAGACGGGAUUCAGCGUCAUUGACGACGAGGCGUAUCACAACCUUACCGAUACGUUCGCCCGAAUGGAGGCUUACGCCAGUCUCGUCCGCAACGUUGUUUUCGACGAGGGUGCCAUCGGUUGUUUGCAAUGCACCGUCAUGGCGUUCAAAAAGUACACCUCCCUCCGCAACACCGCCUUGCUGCCCAAGGUGUUGACCGCAGAGGUCACCUGUACAUCUGAUGCAGGGCUAGGACUCUUGUCCUGUCUGUCCGACGACGUUGAGCUGCGUUUGGUUUAUGGGCCCAGCGUUAGCCAGGAUGCCAUUGAUCAAGCCGCUCAUCGGUUCAAGCGCGCCACCUUUGCUGGACAGUAAUUUGUUUAGCAAUGUUACCUUCCCCCUUCUCUCUCUUUCCUCGCUCUUUCAUUACUUACUCUCGCUCUUCGUACAAUGGACUCUGAUCACCCCGACUACAUACCCCGUUAGGUUUCUGUCCUGAACUUUCUGAUUUUAUCCCAUCUCUGAUCUCAUCACAUAUCCAUCGGUGCCUGCGUUUCAUUUUCAGUCUGUCAUCCCGAGCCUUGGUUGUUAGCAUUUCAUUAUAUCACGUUUAAUAAUUUGUAUCGAUAGCUGUAUAGAAUGUCAUGAUUCCUGAACCCCAUUC
Somion occarium is the source of this 1627-nucleotide messenger RNA. NCBI's taxonomy places the organism in Eukaryota, Fungi, Basidiomycota, Agaricomycetes, Polyporales, Cerrenaceae. The record is from the annotation of a GenBank genome assembly.